Molecule: messenger RNA, 2979 nt
Organism: Cryptomeria japonica (Japanese cedar)
Lineage: Eukaryota; Viridiplantae; Streptophyta; Pinopsida; Cupressales; Cupressaceae
Product: U-box domain-containing protein 1
Exons: 1
Coding region: 523-2601 (692 amino acids)
Biological process (GO): protein ubiquitination
Cellular component (GO): nucleus; cytoplasm
Molecular function (GO): protein binding; ubiquitin-protein transferase activity
Source: RefSeq, a predicted model, not a curated record
AAAUACCACCAAAAUCAGCCUCAUCUCAAUUAUUAUAUAUAAAAAUAUCUAGCAACUUAUUCACAUGGAGCUUUGCUCAACACUCAAAGGUUUAGCAGUUCAGAUAUUUUCUAUUUUAGUAGAAUGGAAAACAGCAGGUCCAUCAUUCAUUCAUCAUAAAAGUUUUAUUUACCUUUUAGACGACUACUUUUUUCUGAUGUAAGGGAGCGGGGGCUCUUUAACUUUCUACAUUUAAUACGGAGAAAUCUUCUGUAACCAGUAGAUUGUGAUUUCGACGUCGGUUUAGAUUCACAUGUCCAUAUACAACCAAGUCAAUGAAGUCAAUUCAUAUUUUUUAGAUUUACCUGCCUGUGUAUAACCACGUCAAUGAAGUCGUUCCAGUCUCAAAUUUUAAAAUACAGGAUUGACGCAGCCAACGUACAGAACAUGCUCUAAAGGCUAAUAAGACUCUGUCAAUUUCCAGCACGGAAUUGUCUAUAUACGGCAGGGGCACCCAAAGCUCUUGGUUGUAAAUCCACUACAAUGGAAACAAAACAUAGAUCCUCAAGGCUUCCUCUUCUGGAGAGAUUGGGGGAAAUCAAAUUGCCUGCACAGGUCUCGAGUCCCCAUCUCGCAAAUCAAGCCUCAACGUCUCUAAUUCGAUCCCUGCUCCUCGCUUCAAGGGAACUAGAUCUGUUAGAGAAACCAAAACUAUGGAAUCAUACACAGCAUGUGGCUUGUAUCACUCGAAGAAUAAACCUCCUGUCUCUGCUCUUCCAGGAGCUCAACGACAAAGAGGUGGUCAUACCUCCUUCAGCGAUGGCGAGUCUGAGAGCCCUCCUAACGGUGAUACGCAAGACAAAGGACUUGUUAAAGGACAGGAACACCAGCUGCGUGUGGGACAUCAUGGAGGCCGGCUCUGUUUCACGAAGGUUGCAGGAAAUCACAAGGGACAUGGCCAAGGAGUUGGAGAUACUGCCGCUUGAGUUACUAGCAGUCUCGAGGGAGGUACUGGAGCAUGUGGAACUGGUAAGAAUACAUGCAAGAAACGUUCCCGAGAGGGUCGACGAAGAGGAUUCGAACCUGGUACGUGAGUUGGAGGAGGCCGUGGGAAGACUGGAGAGCAAGGAAAAGGGCGGGCCUCCGAAUGUGGACAAGCUGAGAGACCUGUUCUUCAGACUCGGUCUUGACAGUUAUUCCAAAUGCAAAACCGAGAUCAGGAAACUGCAGGACCAAAUCGCACUACAGGCCGGAACAGAUGCCGCACCUUAUGCCAUGGACAGAUUACGGAGCUUGAUCGGCCUGGUGGUCUAUUCCAAAUCGGUAUUGUUCGAAAGAGAGGAAGAUGAACCAGAAGAGAAGGACUGUGAACUGGUGCCCUGUUCCCCGACCUUCAACGAUGCGGCGGGAUCGGGCAACGGGACUGGUCGUUUGUUGGGUAAGGGCGACGAUCGUUAUUAUUCGAAUGUUCCUGAGGAAUUGAAGUGCCCGAUAUCGCUGGAUCUGAUGCGGGAUCCGGUGAUUCUGCCAUCUGGGCACACAUACGACCGGCUCUCGAUCUCUGAAUGGCUGGAUUCAGGCCACAACACAUGUCCGCUCACCGGUCAGAAGCUUCCGCGCAAUCCGCCACUCAUUCCCAAUUACGCGCUCCGGAGCCUCGUCAGCCAGUGGUGCGACCGUCACAACGUGCCCUUUCAUCUCACCAAUGCCGCCUCUGCAGAAGAAGACGCCGUCAAAAUGACCGCCGCCUUUUUGGUCGGAAAGCUCGCCGCAGGUUCUCUCCAGGUAAAGACGCAGGCAGCUUAUGAGCUUCGCCUCCUGGCCAAGCGCGCAACGAAUUUUCGCAAGUGCAUAGCUGAGGCUGGGGCAAUCCCUUUUCUGAUCCCUCUCUUAUCUUCUUCAUCGGAUUCUAGGGCUCAGGAAAACGCUGUCACUGCGCUUCUGAAUCUUUCAAUCAAUGACAACAAUAAGGCUCUCAUAAUGGCUGCCUCAGGCGCUGUGGAUGGGAUUGUGGGUGUGGUUCAACAGGGGGGUACUAUGGCUGCUCGAGAGAACGCCGCUGCCUUGAUUUUUAGUCUCUGUGUUGUGGACGAUUACAAGGUCACCAUUGGUGCCAAGCCUGCGGCCAUUCCUGCGCUGGUGAGCCUCCUUCAGGAAGGAAAAUCUCGAGGUAAAAAGGACGCCGUCACAGCUCUUUUUAACCUUUCAGUCUGCGAUGGUAACAAGGCCGCCGUUUUGAAUGCCGGUGUUGUGGGUAUGCUGGUCGAUCUGAUUGUGAAACGAGGGGAGGAGGAGGAGGGGAGAGAGAGCGUAACAGCUGAUGCUCUUGCUCUGCUCUCCCUUCUGUCUGGCUGCGCCGAAGGAUUGGAGGAGGUUAUGAGAAGUGACCAAGCAGUCAUUCCUGCUUUGGCUCAUUUAAUUAGGGUUGGAUCUGACAAAGAAAAGGAGAAUUCAAUUGCAGCAAUUUCAGCCAUGUGUCGCUGUGGUGGGGAGGUCAUGGAGAAACGAUUAGCAGAGAGCAUUGUUCCACCCCUGCAAAUGGCGGCCUCCAUGGGUUCAUCUCGCGUGAAGAAGAAGGCAACAUCGCUUCUCAAACGCCUCACCCCACACUGUAGAGGCUAGCUAAAUUGAGAAAAAACAAUAUCAAUUGUAAAUUUCUGGUUUUUACUCGGUAGAAUCCAAUCCGCUUAGUGGGUGGAAAAGGAAAGUCAUUCGUUAAUUUCUCCUUUUUACUCAGUAGAAUCCAAUCUGCUUGGUGGGUCGAAAUGAAAGUCUAUCCCCAUCAUGAAUGUUUUUUUGACUUUGGUUGUAUUUUAUAAUGCUGUACUCAAAAGUUUCAGCGACUAAAUGCAUUUAGUCUGAAAGCUGCAGGCUAUUAGGUUUACAGGGAGGAUUUCCAACGUUCCACUGUCCAUAGAAUUAUUAAAAAUAAAAGGAGGCUGUUGGAAAUUUGUCUGUAAUGUAAUAAAUUUAUGAUGAAAGAGACUGUUGGAUUUGGCA